AUGAAGUCAAUAUUUUUCCACUUACUAUUAACUUUUUUAGUUUUUUCUUGCACAUAUGCAAGUUUAUUCCCAGAUUUACGUCAAUUAGAAAGUGAAAUUCAAGAACUUAACAGACAAUUCGAUGACUUUGUCGAAAAAUGUGAGAAAUUAAGUGGUUCUGCUCAUAUUGGUGAAAAUCUUUUAAUUAUGGCAAUUGAACAAGGAGAAAAUGUCAUGGAACUUCCAUUACUGGGGUCAUUCAAAUCUAAAAUACAAUGUGGGCAUACAAGACUUUUCUUUUUUGAUUUUGAUAGCGGACUAUUCGUUGUUACUGAGGUAAACUGUAAAAAUAAGGUUUUAUUCGUUAGUGGUGUUCAUGGAAAAUAUGAAUUAAUUAUUAAGGAUAAUGAACUACUAAGAAAAGAAGCCAAAAAUAAGUCAAACAUACUCGUAGAAACCAAUUUCGUAUGUACUACUAAUACAUACAAUUUAAAACAAAUAUCAAGUUGUCCAUCUUAUCUCAAAAACUUCGAUAAAAAUAUGAUACCCAAAAAUUUCAAUAUUAAGACUGACCAGAGUCCUCUUUCAACCAAUGAUCUUUCUCACAGAGGAUUUUAUUUCACCAACUCUAGAAAGGAUCAAAAAACAGAUUCUAGAACUGAAUUAACAUAUGCACUGUUUUCUUCUGACCCAUUAAAAUAUGCUAUACCGAUCCAAGAAGGAUGCGAAUGCACUGUGGAAAAUAGUAAGAUUCUUCUCUGUGUAUGCGAUGGAUUUUCCUAUAAAUUUGAUGUAGAAAAUAGUUUCUUAGUUGUUGGUCCUGUCAAAUUACUUACAAAUAAUGUUUAUGGCUUGAAGGUAUUAACUGCUAAUACCAACACAGAAUUAUUAAGUAAUAUUGAUAUUACAACUCAAGAACAGAAUGAAGCGAAGCUUGAAACUCAAUUGUAA
This is a messenger RNA of Cryptosporidium ubiquitum, 930 nucleotides long. RefSeq lists its product as uncharacterized. The transcript has a single exon. The record is from RefSeq and is a predicted model, not a curated record. Bases 1 to 930 code for a protein of 309 amino acids. Lineage: Eukaryota; Apicomplexa; Conoidasida; Eucoccidiorida; Cryptosporidiidae.